Molecule: messenger RNA, 616 nt
Organism: Ochlerotatus camptorhynchus
Lineage: Eukaryota; Metazoa; Arthropoda; Insecta; Diptera; Culicidae
Product: ninjurin-A-like
Exons: 2
Coding region: 145-579 (144 amino acids)
Biological process (GO): cell adhesion; tissue regeneration
Cellular component (GO): membrane
Source: RefSeq, a predicted model, not a curated record
CAUCCGAUCAGUGCGCUUGCUUUUUGAUCUGCUAGCUCGAUCGUCUAUUUUUAGUCCCCCGCCGUGAUCACGUUGCUCAAGAUAUUUUUGUUUUGGUGACAGAAGUACUGCAGUAGAGGUGCUGUUUUUCCAAGUCAUCCCAAAAUGGACGUGGAAAAUAAUUCCGUGGAACCGACAAAGGUUGAACCGAGCUCGGAUCAGCCACCAACGGUGUUGGUCAAUCCAGUGACGGGGGAAGUGAUUCCAAACUUCAACACCUACCAACAGAAGAAAAAUCUCGCCCAAGGCAUGAUGGAUCUGGCCCUGGUAUCGGCCAACGCUAAUCAGCUGCGCUACGUGAUCGAAUCGUUUACCCGCCAUCCGUACUACUACUUCAGUUUGAUCUUCAUCUCGGUCAGCUUGGUUAUUCAGAUUGCGGUCGGCGUUGGACUGAUCAUGAACAGCCGUUACGAUGUGAAUGACAAACGGGAGAUCUGCAAGGCGAACAAAAUCAACGAUAUGGUCACGAUCGGAAUCUUUCUGAUAACGUUGGUCAACGUGCUGAUAUCGGCGUUCGGUGUCGCACCGCAAGUGAACUGAUCUUUGUAGUUUGACUUGGAUAUAACUGAGUGUGUGA